UUCCGCGUUCCGCGCCGCCCCGCCCGGCCGCCCGGCCGCGCCAUGGCCCGCGCGCUCGGGGCGCGGCGCUGAGGGGCGCCAUGCCCGGCAGGAUAGGGCCCAAGAUGGACGGGCGCGACGGCCGCGUCCGCCUCAAGGCGCACUUCGGCGGGGACAUCCUGAUCACCAGCGUGGAUGCCACGAUGACCUUCCACGAGCUCUGCGAAGAAGUGCGGGACAUGUGUGGUCUGCACUCACACCACCCGCUCACCCUCAAGUGGGUGGACAGUGAAGGUGACCCUUGCACUGUGUCCUCCCAAAUGGAGCUGGAGGAGGCCUUCCGCCUGACGUGUCGGCACAGGGACGAGGGGCUCAUCAUCCACGUUUUCCCAAGCAUCCCCGAGCAGCCCGGCAUGCCUUGCCCCGGAGAAGACAAAUCCAUCUACCGCCGCGGGGCCAGAAGAUGGAGGAAGCUAUACCGCGCCAACGGCCACCUCUUCCAAGCCAAGCGCUUUAACAGGCGGGCGUACUGCGGCCAGUGCAGUGAAAGGAUAUGGGGCCUCGCGCGGCAAGGCUACAGGUGCAUCAACUGCAAGCUGCUGGUCCAUAAACGCUGCCACGUGCUCGUCCCGCUGACCUGCAGAAGGCAUAUGGAUUCUGUCAUGCCUUCCCAAGAGCCUCCAGUAGAUGAGAAGAGUGACGGCGUGGACCUUCCCUCCGAGGACACUGACGGAAUUGCUUAUAUCUCCUCAACCCGGAAGCACGACGGCAUUAAAGAUGAUUCUGAGGACCUUAAGCCAGUUAUCGACGGGGUCGACGGGAUCAAGAUCUCUCAGGGGCUGGGGCUGCAGGACUUCGACCUCAUCAGAGUCAUCGGGCGUGGGAGCUACGCCAAGGUCCUCCUGGUGCGUCUGAAGAAGAAUGACCAGAUCUAUGCCAUGAAGGUGGUGAAGAAGGAGCUGGUGCACGACGACGAGGACAUUGACUGGGUGCAGACGGAGAAGCACGUGUUCGAGCAGGCGUCCAGCAACCCUUUCCUGGUCGGCUUACACUCCUGCUUCCAGACAACGAGCCGGUUGUUCCUGGUCAUCGAGUACGUCAACGGUGGGGACCUCAUGUUCCACAUGCAGAGGCAGAGGAAGCUUCCGGAGGAGCACGCCAGGUUCUACGCCGCUGAGAUCUGCAUUGCACUCAAUUUCCUGCACGAGAGAGGCAUCAUCUACCGGGACCUGAAGCUGGACAACGUGCUGCUGGACGCCGAUGGGCACAUCAAGCUCACGGACUAUGGCAUGUGCAAGGAAGGCCUGGGCCCUGGGGACACGACAAGCACUUUCUGUGGAACCCCGAAUUACAUCGCCCCUGAAAUCUUGCGGGGAGAGGAGUACGGGUUCAGCGUGGACUGGUGGGCACUGGGUGUCCUCAUGUUCGAAAUGAUGGCCGGGCGCUCCCCCUUCGACAUCAUCACCGACAACCCCGACAUGAACACAGAGGACUACCUGUUCCAAGUGAUCCUGGAGAAGCCCAUCCGCAUCCCCCGCUUCCUGUCCGUCAAAGCCUCCCACGUCCUGAAAGGAUUUCUGAACAAGGACCCCAAAGAGCGGCUGGGCUGCCGGCCCCAGACUGGAUUCUCUGACAUCAAGUCACACGCCUUCUUCCGCAGCACGGACUGGGACCUGCUGGAGAAGAAGCAGGCACUGCCGCCCUUCCAGCCGCAGAUCACGGACGACUACGGCUUGGACAACUUUGACACACAGUUCACCAGCGAGCCCGUGCAGCUGACCCCGGAUGACGAGGACGUCAUAAAGAGGAUCGACCAGUCAGAGUUCGAAGGCUUCGAGUACAUCAACCCGCUUUUGCUCUCCACCGAGGAGUCUGUGUGAGGUUGCGUGCAUCUGUCGUGGACACGCCCGUGAACGACCCUGUAACUUUAUCCUUAACCACAGCAUAUGCAUGCGAGGCCGGCCAGGCUCUGCGCAGCCAGGGAGGACACUGGCCGCUGAUGCGUAGCGGGACAGAGCAGCCCCUCGCGCCUGUGCCCGCGGAGGCCGGCUCUGCUGCAGGAACAGAUGGCUUCUUGUGCCCACACCUCGAGGCCAGGGCCAGGGUGGCCCUGCCCCUGGGGGAGGCUGUCGCGCCAUCGGAGGUGCACGUUUCGGCAGAAGCAGAACUCAGUGUGCUGACCGCUCCUCCAGGGAAGUGAGCGUGUAAUGUCCUGAGGAAUAAAAUGUACCGAUGGUAUCGCAGCUUCCCUCUGAUGCCUCUUUUCUGCGCCACGUCCGGGGCACAGCCACCCCGAGGAGAGCGGAGCCCACAGCAGGCAGGCGGGGCAGGGCACGGAGUCCAAGUGCCUACAGGACGCAGCGGCGAGGGCUCACAGACCUGGACACCUCCAGUCCCGGUAAGUUCCCGUCGACGGUCCUCAGCACGCACUUCGGACCCACCGAGGAGGGCACUGCCCACCAGCUCCGAGGACUGUGACGAGGACCACUGGCUUGCAGAGAUUCUAGAACCUGCCACCAAAGCAUCGGUAGACCAAAAAGCAAAACCACAAAUGGGAAAAUAAAAUCGAGAACUAAUUGUGCACAA
Molecule: messenger RNA, 2565 nt
Organism: Cavia porcellus (domestic guinea pig)
Lineage: Eukaryota; Metazoa; Chordata; Mammalia; Rodentia; Caviidae
Gene: Prkcz
Product: protein kinase C zeta
Exons: 18
Coding region: 81-1859 (592 amino acids)
Biological process (GO): protein phosphorylation
Cellular component (GO): nucleus; cytoplasm
Molecular function (GO): protein serine/threonine kinase activity; ATP binding; protein binding
Source: RefSeq, a predicted model, not a curated record